Messenger RNA from Aegilops tauschii subsp. strangulata, 966 nucleotides. RefSeq lists its product as uncharacterized. The record is from RefSeq and is a predicted model, not a curated record. Lineage: Eukaryota; Viridiplantae; Streptophyta; Magnoliopsida; Poales; Poaceae.
AAACCCAGCCGCAUCCGGUGGGUCGGCUUUAUCUUCUCCUUCCCCAAGUGUAAACCCUAGCUACUUGUAGCCAACUCUUUAAUUCAGGGUAUCCGUGAGUGGAUUGAUCGGUCAAUAUCGUGCUAUUUCCUCUGAUCUGCUGAUUGAUCCUCUAGAUCCAGCCUUUGGACCUCUGUCCCUAACGCGUGCCCGAUCCGAUCGAUCUGCAGACUCAGAAUCGAUCGAUGGGAUCCUUCCUCUCUUCGGCUGCCGGUGCCGGUGCGGCGGGCGAGGUCGAUCAUGGCGCACGCUCCCUCUGCUCUCCUACCAUAAAGGAGUGCACCCGCCGUAUGACAAACCAGGAGCUAGCUCGGUUAGAUGGAUACGAUCCAGUAAGCUUCCAAGAACUCAUGGCCAGAGGAAAUGCUGGCGGCCCCACGUUGUUACAAGACGAGGCUGACUCCGCCGCCGUUUGUAAGCUUGUCCACUGCGCCCUCAAACACUACAACUCCAAAAACCGGGGCGACUUCGAGUAUCCCGCCGAGCUGACCACGGAGAUGAAGGCCACUGGUAUCAGUUUCAGGGAACGUUUUUGGUACCAUGUUGGCUUCUUGGCGCGCCGGAGGAAUGCUGGCGCUGAUGAUGAGUGGCAACACUUCUUUGCCGAGCUACGCUUCAAUGAGUGGACCCGCAGACCAAAUGUUCAAACAUGCACCAUCUUAGAAAAGCCGUUGUGCCGCUUCAGAAGCAGGUGUGCUUUUUGUACAGAUGGGUCUAAGAUUUUGCACCCAAGUGAUAUGGAAUUUGCGUGUGGAAAGGAGGGGCACGAAAAGGAAUUCUUCAACAAGAAAGAUAUGCAAGUGUGGCCGAUUGAUCCUAUGAGGCAUGCAUCACGGACGUAGGAUACUUAUGGUUUUCUUUGUAUUUGUCAUCCUUGUUGUUUAAUUUCCUGGAUCAUAAGAGAAAUAAAUUAUUGUCCAAGCUUCA